CGCCCAUUGAGAUCGCGAGCGCGAGGGAAGAUGCUGAAGUUCGUGUUGCUGGUCAACAAACAGGGCCAGACGAGGCUCAGUCAGUACUACGAAUACGUACCAGUGGAAGAGAGGGUGACGACCGAGGCCGAUAUCGUCAGGAAAUGCCUCUCGAGGAACGAGGAGUCGGUACAAGACGACCUUACUUCUUGUUGGCUGGGUGUUGUCUAUGUGUCUUCUGCAGUGCUCGUUCAUGGAGUACAAGAACUUUAAGGUUGUCUUCCGUCGCUACGCCUCUCUCUACUUCAUAGUUGGUGUGGAUAACUCAGAGAAUGAACUAAGUAUACUGGAGUUCAUCCACAACAUCGUCGAGACGUUUGACAGAUAUUUUGAGAGUGUGUGUGAAUUGGAUGUAUCCCCAUUGCAUACUGUUGUUUAUGCAUCCAAAAUUUCAAUAGGUUUUUAGAGCAUCAGUAGAAGUGUCCUAUGUGCUGUAAGUUCCUUGACUAGGUUGGUCGAUGACAGAUAAUGUUCAAUAUUGACCGAGCUCACAUGAUGCUGGACGAAAUGAUCGUCAACGGCAACAUUGUGGAGACAAACAAGAGCAGAGUGCUCGCCCCCAUCGCUGUACUCGACAAGUCCAACAGAUGACGUCACUCUCUCUACUAUAUAUAGCUCAGACCUCCUUUCUCUCCCUCUGAACACUCUGACUGGUUAAUCAUUCCACUUUUUCCUACUAAAAAUGCAUCAAAUCGUUUUGACUGAUGCUGUUUGCUCAUAUUAUUAUGUCCCAUUGGCUGCU
Messenger RNA from Geodia barretti, 781 nucleotides. The record is from the annotation of a GenBank genome assembly. NCBI's taxonomy places the organism in Eukaryota, Metazoa, Porifera, Demospongiae, Tetractinellida, Geodiidae.